AGUUCUUCUCCCUCCGUUUCUUAAAAGCUCAAAAGCUCGAAAAACAACACUGACAGUUAAAACACUGAAAGAACCACCGUAAUCGAUGGCGGCGCUGACACCGUACGGCAUCAAACUCGCCGUCCACAUCAUCACUACCGACUUCGGAAACCUCGUCGCUAAAAUAUGCGAAUGUAUACUCAGAAGAGGAACCCAAAGUAGAGCGUUGAUUUCUCGAUUCACUGAACUCCCUCAAGACAAAGUGAAGAAAUGUUUAUGGGUUUUAAUUCAGCAUAAUUGUGUUCAAGCUUUCGGCCUUGAACAAGAAGGGGGUGCCAGAGAUACUACAGUGGUAGUCACACAGUACAUGGCAUUGUUUGAUAACAUCAUUCAGCGCUUGAGGUUCCCGAAGUUCAUGGUUACAGUGUCAAUGGAGAAGGAUAAAAAAGGUGAGGAGAUUCUUGAAGGGUUGCUGCAGCAUGGCAGACUCACUCUCACGCAAAUUCUGGAUAGAGCACGGGCCCGUUCAAGUGUAGGAAAUCAAGAUGCUCACCGAGAAAGCUUCAGAAAACUUGUUCGCGGCCGUUUUGUUGAACGGUGCCCUGCUCCAGAGCCAUUAAUAUCUUUACCAACUGAGGGAGAAGGUCCUGCUAAGAAAGGAGGGGGGAGAAAUAAGAUUGCUAGGAAAGAAGUGACCCUGGAAGAACGCGCUUUGGCUGCUGCAAUUCCCAUGGACGCAGAGAGAUUUUCCAUCUCAUAUGACCAAGGAGUUGAUUCUGAUGAAGAAAAAAGCGAGAGUAAAAGUUCAGGCCUGAAAGUUGGAGAGAAGAGGAAACAACAUAAUCUGGAGUGGGACAAUGAACUUGAUAUUAAUGGGGGUAAGAAAGAACCAGUAUGGCGAGUGAAUUUUGAUGAGUUUAUUAAGCGUCUAAGGAUAAAGGCCUGCGUUGAGUAUGCCAGAUCAGAGUAUGACAACGUUGCAGCAGUGAUUUUGAAUUCUAUGUUGGAAGGGACUCAAAGAACAACUAGCACAGUGUCGUUGUCUCUGGAUUCAAUUUUCGAACAGGUUAUUAAGAGAGAAGAAGGUCUCACUAUGAACUUGGAGCAUCUAAGAUGCUCUCUUGAACAACUGGAUUUUUGUUCUGAAGCAGAUGAUGUGUACACCAUUAAUCUGCAUGAAAUCAUAAAGAAAGCUCAAUUCGAAGAGGUGGAGUCUAUUGUGAAAAAGCGGUAUGGGAUAGAGGCUUUUAGGAUGUUCAGGUCAUUAUCAAACGGUCGUCCACUGGAUACUGAUAAGAUUUCGGAACGUACCUUCGUUGACAAAAAAAGUACACCACAGAUUCUGUAUAAGCUUUGGAAGGAUAAUUACAUACAAAUGGAGAAAAUAAGUACUGGAGGUCCAAGACAGACAGACUUCUUUUUAUGGAGAGUGAAAAAAGACAAUCUCUGGCAUCAAAUUUUGGAUGAACUGUACCAUGCUGCACUUAAUCUGUCCCUGCGAUAUGCUCAUGAAGUCGAUCAAGAGCGAGAGAUCCAGAACUUGAGCAUGGAAAACCCGCCACCGGAGGUUAAGAAGAGGAGAGAACGACUACGAAAUGUGAGGUUUCUCCUAGACUCGUCCUUAAUGAAGCUAGAUGAUGCCGUUAUGCUCUUUCACGAUUUUCUGGUAUGAGUUCUUCUGUCUUCGAAGGGGUUAUUAAUUACCGGAUUAGACGACAACGGUUACAAAGUAGAAGUAUUUAACUCCAUUUUUUGUAGUGCAAAAUGUGAAUUUUUCUUCAUUUCUUCUUGUUCUUCAAGGCUUCAAGCUCUUCUCUUAGCUAAGUAAGUAUGUCUUUAGUCUUUAUAGAAAUAAUUUAUAAAUAAUUCGAAGUACGAUGUUAUUUAUUUAUAUGAUUUAAAAUCUAAAGUGGUUUUAGUAAAAUGUAAAUGACCCUAUUUAUUAUUUA
Messenger RNA from Spinacia oleracea (spinach), 1928 nucleotides. RefSeq lists its product as uncharacterized. Bases 86 to 1651 code for a protein of 521 amino acids. Gene Ontology annotation, biological process: DNA-templated transcription. Gene Ontology annotation, cellular component: RNA polymerase III complex. Lineage: Eukaryota; Viridiplantae; Streptophyta; Magnoliopsida; Caryophyllales; Amaranthaceae. Gene Ontology annotation, molecular function: single-stranded DNA binding. The record is from RefSeq and is a predicted model, not a curated record. The transcript has 14 exons.